Molecule: messenger RNA, 468 nt
Organism: Suillus subaureus
Lineage: Eukaryota; Fungi; Basidiomycota; Agaricomycetes; Boletales; Suillaceae
Exons: 3
Coding region: 1-468 (155 amino acids)
Source: RefSeq, a predicted model, not a curated record
AUGCUGGCAAAGUACAUCAUUCUCUCACUCCUCAGCUUCAUCCUUGUUAUGUCAUUUGCAUGUCCUGCAUGCAAUUAUACUGCUGUGUCAGCACAUGCUCUGCAGCCUCCUCCUGCACUGCAUGCUCAGUCAGAAGCUCCCUUACUUGAUGAGCCCUCACUCAAUGAGGCAAACCAGCCAGAGUUUGAGAAUCCUGAGCCGUAUGAAUUGCCAGUACAUCAUUUGCCCUCACCCCCACCACUGGCACAAGCAUCAGGUCUUCCAAAUUGCAGGUGGCAACUGCCUGCAUGUUACCAAGAUGAACUUCCUGCCCUUCCCAUCCCCAUUCCAAUUCCACCUCCAGUAGAUGAUGUAGCCCAUGCCAUUCCACAAUCUCCUGUUCAUUCUGACUCAGGUACUACUGAAUCAGAAGGAGAAGUGUGGGUACACACCAAACAGGACACUUUUGACACCUUCCAUCCAUACUGA